Messenger RNA from Opisthorchis viverrini, 845 nucleotides. RefSeq lists its product as hypothetical. NCBI's taxonomy places the organism in Eukaryota, Metazoa, Platyhelminthes, Trematoda, Opisthorchiida, Opisthorchiidae. Gene Ontology annotation, molecular function: SNAP receptor activity. The record is from RefSeq and is a predicted model, not a curated record. Gene Ontology annotation, biological process: retrograde vesicle-mediated transport, Golgi to endoplasmic reticulum. Bases 70 to 792 code for a protein of 240 amino acids. The transcript is spliced from 2 exons.
UUGUGGGUGAUUCCGGUCCUUCAAUCGACUACCAUUGGUUCAUUUUCUGUUGCUGGAAAGAUAUUCAGAAUGCCAAGAAACCUCGUCCAGGUCCAGUUGGAGAAACUCUUAAAUUUGGACGCCCGGACUAAGGAACUGAUAGCUUCCAUUGAGAAGAUAUCUUCUGAUGCCGGUGACGUGAAAUAUUUCCGCGAGCAACUGGAUAUUUAUCAGGAUGAGGUCAAAAGUAACAUUUCCUCUAUGAAUGCUAUUUUGGACGAGUUGCAGUAUGGAAAAGCCAGCUGUUUCCCGUAUACAAAAGUAUCGGACUUGCGGCAGUCCAUUUCUUACAAUAGGGAGCAGCUCAGUUUUCUUCAGGACAGUUAUCGAAAGGCUAUUUUCAAAGCUCUACGGCACUUGGAAGGUAUGGAACGUGAGCACUUGAUUCGUCGUCCCUUAAACCCUUCGGGUGACCUAGAUGUCCUGAACAGUGCUUUUGAAACCUCAGUGGAACUCACGCGCGAUAUGACGGCGCAUGCAAGGCGGUUGGCAGAAGAAGUCAAACUGGGAGCACUGAAUGCCGAAAUUUUGGAGGAUUCAUCAUCACAGAUCACUUCCAAUUACGCCGAAUUGCGCGAAAUGAGCGGUCAAAUGGGCCAGUCAAAAAGACUCACUUCCCUUGCCUAUCGCCGCCGUUUGACGAGUUAUGUUUUGUAUUCGCUUGCCUUUACCUUCUACUUUUUUAGCGUGGCGGCCAUAUUUCUUAAUCGUGUUCCUCUCGGUUCAUGGUUUCUGCCCUCUUCAUAUCUUUGACAGACGUCAGCUGUCAUUGUCCCUUGGGCUUUCAUUAUUCUUUAUCGUUGUUA